This is a messenger RNA of Lingula anatina, 3063 nucleotides long. RefSeq lists its product as uncharacterized. NCBI's taxonomy places the organism in Eukaryota, Metazoa, Brachiopoda, Lingulata, Lingulida, Lingulidae. The record is from RefSeq and is a predicted model, not a curated record.
UACAUCCUUGGUGUCUGUAAUGGGUCCAUGUUUCUCACUGUCGUGUGGUAAUUAAUUAUUCUUGGUACCUUUACAAUACCCCCCGCCCCUCAAUCGAAAAAUCGAGAUCAAAUAUGAGAUGACUCCCAAUAACAAAUCUCGUGUCAGUAGUUUCGAUUUUAUCUUAUUCCCUAUUGAAGCCUCAUGUAUAACUCAUGAGCUGCGUCCCUGGCUCGCAGGGAACACUGCACAGUCAACACGCAAAGCUUUUUCAGUCGAUGUCAUUUUCCUUGAAUGAUCGACGUAUCAAUUGAGCUGGCGCUUUGGUGAUCUCUUCAGCAACUUUCAGAGAAUAGGACUUAGUUAAAAGGCGUUUCCUUGCUUUAAUAAGACGUAAGUGAUAGCAACUAAGUGGCAUUUUACUAGUUUUGUAUCGUUAUUGCCUGAUGUUUACGGAUCUACCAUUGAAAUGUAUGAUUUUCAAGAGUAGGAUAAAUCAUAGAGUAGGAUUUCGGAUUUGCUUUACUAAUGUAAACACGAGAAAGAGUCCUUUUUUCAAAUGCAUGUAAAAAAUAUUUGUUUGACAUUAUGAAAUAUGUGGGAUUUGGAGGAGACAGUUCUAAAUUAUUUUCUCAUACAAAAACGCUCUGCCUUUGUCCAUUGAUAAUUUCAGCUAAAAUUAGCAUCCACGUAGAGUUUUUCAGGAACAAGCGUAAUUGAAAUGUUACAAUUGCUUACGUUAACUCAUAUCCGAUGUGAAAAUAUAACAAGGAAUCGACCUAUUUGUCGUGUUGUAGUUAAUUAAAACGGUAAAUUGCAGACGAGCGACUAUUUUGGGCUUCAUUGAUAUUGGUUUCUUGAUGAUGGUUGGGGGAACCUAGUUUUUAUUCCUUCCUUCAGCGUUCAUUUUGACAGAAUCACCAAGUGACAGAGUGCAUCACCUUGAUAUGCACAGUCACAGCUGUUUUUACAUAUUCUGACUGUUAACAUGACGUAACAGAAACGGAAUUAUAUAAGGAAGCAAUUUAAGAGAAAGCGUUAGCGUUGCUUUGCCCAAGCUAUGUUUAUGCAGACAAGGCGUGCAUAAUUCAUUAUACAACAAACAUUGAGAGACAUCUGUGUAUUGUUCUUAUAUAAUUUGUGUCAGAUUUGUGAGAUCACGCAGGGAGGGAGUGCCGGCCUUGAGGUGGCUGCCGUGUGAGGAUGAGACGCCGGUGGUGCAGUGUAGUCACGACGUACCUCGUGGUUUUCGUGGGGUUCAACCUUCUGAUUCUGUGGAGUGUCACCUCUCCAUACAACCCGGAAGUACAAAUGCGGCGAAUGCGGAAACUGUCCUUAAUUUCAGACACAGAAUUAGUGCGUGAGUCGCCAAACCAAUUAUCUGUUCAGUCGCCGUCUACUCCACCCCGAGAUGGAGCUAGAAUACAAGACAAGGCGAUCUCAACAAAGAAAACGAUAACGACGACAGAACUAUUUAAGGCUGAUAUUCAAAAUAUGAAUUUCACUCUUGUCACAGGCAGUGACAAUGUUUACUUUGAUGGACUCGUUAAUCUAGUGGGCUCUGUCCACUAUUGGGAAUCUCGUAGGAAUAUUGUUGUGUACAAUUUGGGAUUAUCUGAAACACAGAUUCAGAGAGUUAAGAGCUGGUGCCGAACGAAGUUAGUGAACUUUCAUUUAGACUCGCCUCGAUACCCAGAACAUGUGUCGUAUUUGAAAAAAUUUGCAUGGAAAUCGGUGGUGCUGAAAGACGCCGUGGACAGAUUUGGAAAAAUCUUGUGGAUCGACGCAGGAUGUGAUGUCAGAGGACCUAUGUCAAAAAUAGACGACUUUCUGAAACAAGAUGGACAUUUCUUCGUUCAGGGACAAGACGUGGAUAUGACUCGUCUAACUCAUUUCAAUAUGUUCCGAUAUUUCAAUGAAACAAUGUCAAAGUUUAAAGGGAAGUAUUCAUUUGCCGGCGGUAUAAGUGGAUGGGUGAAAGGCAGUAAAGCAUAUCGCAGGAUUCUGCCGCGCUGGAUCCAGUGUUCCAUGGACGUGACGUGCAUAUCGCCACUAGGGGCGGGACUCGCCAAUCACCGGUAUGAUCAGUCGGCCCUUUCCGUCAUAGCUUAUACUUCGGGUGUGAACAUCACGGCUCACACGGAGCUUUUGGCGGCGACGCGAUCUCAGUUGCACCCAGAUGCCAAGAAACCGAGCCCUCAAGUAAUAUACACAGCUAGGCGUGGCAGUUCAGACUACGCAGCAUACGUGUGUGAAAGGGAUGGUGCAUCAUAGAAUUUUGACUGCUGAAGGCGCGUUCAAACCUGUUCGGGUCUUCGAUGACGUCCGCAAACGUUAAUCGCAUUUCCAAUGAGACAAGAGCUUUAACCACACUUGUUAAGUUAAGGGGUUGUGACUCGUUACGUCUCGAAAGAAAGUUGCUAUGUGCAAAGAGCGGUCUAGUGCGAGCUCCCACUAUGGAUGCUCUGUUACUGACUGAUAAAUGUAUCGCGUCGCAUGGUGAUGCCAUCAAAACCUCAUUAGUUUAAUUCAUAACCUGCGUCUAAACACAUGGCCAGCGUUAAGGAAUACGAGAAAAACGCUCGACAAAUUAUUUACACAGUCGAUAUUGUUACUAAAUUUUACAAAUGAAUCUACGUGGUAUGGUGCACUCUUUUUUUUUUUUUUUUUUUUUUUUUUUUUGCUGUUGGUUGUUUUUGUUUUGUUUAUAAAUCUCUAUUUGUUUGAAUAAAGAGGUGCAUAUGAAUCAGACAUGGUCAGUUUGCCAAAAUGUAUUAUAUAAUUUCCGAAGGCUAUACGGACAAAAAUAAAAUAAGAUUUAAAAAAAAAGUUGGGAACAGGAAAUUAGCUUUCGAAUGUAUCCAUCAGAACUCGGCGUGACCUUUCUAUUCAUUAUUAUUGCCAGUUCUUAGAAGAUACUUCAUUUCAAUAACCUUGAUAUCCAUGUUGUUGCGCUGUAUAGAAAUUACAGCUCAAAAUUACGACGCAGGUCUUUGUGUCUCUUUUACUUUAGAAAGUAUAUUUGCUGCUAAGCCUUUGGAACAGCAUCCAACAAAUCCAUUUAUUUAUGUUGAAAGUUAAUAA